CUUCAUGAUUCCAACUCUCGUCAGUCUCGCACACUACAGAGAAAAAGAGUCAUUUACAGGGAAAAAACUCUGAAAUCAAGCCCCAAUAUUUCAUAAAAUCAGUCCCCAAAAUUUUCUAACUGGAAACGAAGCGUUAAGGAAAUAGAUUAAUUAAGUUUUUUUUUUUGUUCUCUGGGAGUGAAAGAUGGAACAUUUAGAUGUAUCAAUUCUUAAUACAGCACCGGACAUCAGAGAUUGUUUAGGGAUGAGUGAUGCUGUAGGCGACGUGAAUACUGUUCAACAGUCUGCCCCAACUUUCAAUUUCAAAGAUCAUGUUGAUGGAAUAGUUUCUCAAGUUGAUGAGAUUGAGGAAAAAUUGAAUGGGGUGACACAAUUUUACUCGUCUUUAACUAAAAAGCAACCAAACAAUGGUAAAGGGGGUUCGGCUGGAAAGGAAAGAGAAAGGGAAAAACAAUUUCUUAGUUUUAAAAGACAGCAACAAGAAGCGGCUAAGAGGGAAUCCUCUAGUGCCAAGAGAAUGCAAGAGCUUAUGCGACAGUUUUCCACUAUUUUAAGACAGUUAGCUCAGCAUAAGUGGGCAUGGCCUUUUAUGCAGCCUGUAGAUGUUAAGGGGCUCGAGUUACAUGAUUAUUAUGAGGUGAUUGACAAACCAAUGGAUUUCAGUACAAUAAGGAAUAAUAUGGAGUUAAAAGAUGGUACUGGGUAUAAGAAUGUUCGAGAAAUAUGUGCUGAUGUGAGGUUGGUAUUUAAGAAUGCAAUGACAUACAACGAGGAGAAAAGUGAUGUUCAUGUUAUGGCCAAAACCUUGUUAGCGAAAUUUGAAGAGAAGUGGUUGCAGCUUCUACCUAAAGUUGUUGAAGAGGAAACAAAAAGAAAAGAGGAGGAGGCAGAGGCCCAUCGUGACAUGCAACUUGUUCAAGAGGCUGCUAAUGCAAAACUGGCUAGAGAUAUUAGUAAUGAGUUGUAUGAAGUUGAUAUGCAUUUGGAUGAACUAAGAGAAAUGGUGGUACAGAAAUGCAGGAAAAUGUCUGCAGAGGAGAAGAAAAAGCUCGGGACAGGACUUAGUCAAUUGUCGCCUGAAGAUUUGGACAAGGCACUGGAUAUUAUUGCUCAAAAGAAUCCAAAUUUCGAAGCCACUGCUGCUGAAGUGGAUAUUGACAUGGAUGCCCAGCCUGAAUCUACCUUAUGGAGGUUGAAGAUACUUGUAAAGGAGGGACUUGAAGUUAAAGCCAAGAGUUCUGCGACGAAGGCUGCCAAUGACAACUCAAAAAGAAAGAGAGAAAUUUGUGAUGCCCUUGCUAAAACUGCUAAGAAAAGGAGUAAAAAAACGUCUUCCAAUGUUGACCCAUUGUCCUAAAGAUACAGCAUGUAGACACUAUGUAUAUCAAUUAACGAAUUCGCCGUUAUCUUUUAUAUAUAUAUCUUGUUUUCUCAUUCUGCUCUUUGUGUUUUUGCCUGUUGAUUUUGUACGUGCGGAUGUAUGAUUCAGGGAACUAAUACAUGGACCCAAAGUCAGCCUUAUAGACUUGGCCAGUUGGGCCAUUGUCCAGAGCCUCAAAUUGUUGGGGCUUAAAAGUUUUAAUUUUCUUUGGUAUGUUUGAUUGUGAAACCUGUUUUCAGGCAUAUUUUUUUUUUCUUUUUAGGCAUACUAUAUGAUGAUACCA
Messenger RNA from Papaver somniferum (opium poppy), 1664 nucleotides. RefSeq names its product transcription factor GTE6-like. The coding region runs from base 185 to 1357 and encodes 390 amino acids. Gene Ontology annotation, molecular function: protein binding. The record is from RefSeq and is a predicted model, not a curated record. The transcript has 8 exons. Lineage: Eukaryota; Viridiplantae; Streptophyta; Magnoliopsida; Ranunculales; Papaveraceae.